This is a messenger RNA of Saccharomyces eubayanus, 462 nucleotides long. RefSeq lists its product as uncharacterized. The coding region runs from base 1 to 462 and encodes 153 amino acids. The transcript has a single exon. The record is from RefSeq and is a predicted model, not a curated record. Lineage: Eukaryota; Fungi; Ascomycota; Saccharomycetes; Saccharomycetales; Saccharomycetaceae.
AUGACUACCCUAAACGUGAUAAGUUUGUUUUUUUCUUCGAUAUGGGUAUCAUCUGCCUUCUGCUUACUGCGCUACAGACGAACAAGUGGGGAAUUUUUUUUUUUCGGUUCUUCCUUUUCCUUCUCGAAAAAAAGCUUAAAUGUUUCAAAGACAAAAAGGAAAGCUACACCAAACCAGCGUAGAAGCCCACCGCUGCAGAGACGGAGGCGCAGGCCCGUGGCCAAUAUACGUAACAAGUUACUCAGGGCGGAUCAUUUCACGUCAUACGUAGGCGCGGAUAUGCACCAAUCUGCAAAUCUCGCAGCCCAGCGCGAGCCAAAACCAGAACGGGCCCUCGGUGCUAAGCCGGCCCGCCCGUUGUUGACGCACAGAUCUAUGCGCAGGCUUUCUCGGGCGGUCCACGGAGUAUUUCCGUUCACCCAAAAGACAGGAAGAAGGGGGGGGGGAACAAGCCAGGGGUAA